Molecule: messenger RNA, 1735 nt
Organism: Acanthochromis polyacanthus (spiny chromis)
Lineage: Eukaryota; Metazoa; Chordata; Actinopteri; Pomacentridae
Gene: mrpl20
Product: mitochondrial ribosomal protein L20
Exons: 4
Coding region: 402-851 (149 amino acids)
Biological process (GO): ribosomal large subunit assembly; translation
Cellular component (GO): ribosome
Molecular function (GO): structural constituent of ribosome; rRNA binding
Source: RefSeq, a predicted model, not a curated record
GCACCGCGGCGGUGUCUCAGUACGGCUGGGAGCGCAUGUUUUGUUCACCAGCGUGUCCCCGGUUGUAAAACCGCGUACAUUAGAGCAGCGUGCAACUUAUUGUUGUUCAUCUGUAUUUUCUUUGUUUCUUUUUAAUUUUGUUAGUUUGUUUUGUAAACAACAACCCUUUAUGAAAAUAAUGAAUCAGUCUGUUUAAAUCACUCCGCAUACUCAUUCUUGACUUUUACCGGCGUUUAAAACGAGCGUACCCAACGCUCUGCCGUCGUUCGUAACGCAGCGUGUUGAACAGUACUCGCAUAACAGUACAUCUGCAGGUGGAGCCGGGAAAAGGUCAUUUCAUUCAUUGUUUUAACUCUGCUGACAAGAAGAGUUUGGUGAAGUGAACUGGCUGUAGGGCAGAGAUGGUGUUUCUGACCUUGCCUUGUUGGAUUAGAAGCCGUGGACCAGACAGAUACUGGAAAGUCCAAGAACUUCUCAAACAUGCACGGCACUUCAGAGGCAGGAAGAACCGCUGCUAUACUCUGGCUGUACGGGCUGUCAGGAGAGCGUUUGUCUACUCUACUAAAGCUCGGAAGCUCAAGAAACGGAACAUGAGGACGCUCUGGAUCUCUCGCAUCGCAGCAGCAACACGAGAGCACGGCAUGAAGUAUCCUGCCCUGAUGGACAACCUAACAAAGAGCAGCGUUCAGCUCAACCGUCGUGUUAUCAGUGAUCUGGCCAUCACAGAACCUCGGUCAUUCCUCUCGCUUGCGAAACUGGCUCGCGCUCGGCAACAAGAAGGCUUCCGUGCAGCAUUGGGCGACGGCAGCGAGCCUCCUGGUGUCUUCUCCCGUGUUGUCAUGCUGCAGUGAAAGACGUGACUCCAACACGGAUUUCCAGUUGCUGUUGGAUUGUUGAGAUUUUCAUUAAACAGUAAACCCGGCACACACUCACCUACUUUACCACUGUUAUUUCACCAAAGUGUUUUUCACCUAAGAUUUACCUUGAGAGCACGGGGCUGGACAGCAUGUUUGAUCCAAAAACUGUUGGCUUGUUGUGAGGAAUUUUACUUUCUGAUGACAAAGUUAGCUGGUCCCUGGUCUUUCGGAUAAAGAUACAUUUUCCUUGUUAGUGAAGUUUUAAACAGUUACCUACACAGAACAACAUCCCUGCAGUAACUAGGGAUACAAUAUGUUGCUCAAGGACACUCCAGUAGGAUAAAUGAUUACUGUUGCAGUGCCUUGAUCCCUGGCCUUUUGAGGGCAGCUUCUCUGUUCUCUAUGCUAUCAUGUACCCUUACCAUGAUUGUGUUAUCUAUAGGCAAAGAGAUCUGACAAAUUUAUGAUUUUCUCUAUUAUUAAGGCCCUUGGUAUUUGUCAUUGCCCUCCUGACUGGAAACACAACUACUAUUGUGAAUUCCUCCUAUGUUGUUUCAAAAAAUUCUUGAAAUUGGACAUCAUCUUAAUGGAGAUGUUAUACAGCAUAGCAAAGGUUUAUUCCUCAAUCCUUCAGAUGUGUGGUGCUGCAAUGUUACCUACAAAAUGCUCCUCAGCAGCCCUCCUGAUUACCUUCAGUAUCAUGAUAGAGAAUUAUCAGUUUCCAUGGACAUGAUAUGCACCCUUAAGUUAUGAUUUGAUGCUGUUGAAUUAUGUUUUCUGGUGAUGGGAAAUUUUUGUCUAUGUAAAUGUAUAUUUUGUCAUCUCUUGUGAUAAAGUUGUUGUCUAAAUGUUUAGUUAAUUAAACAUUUUGAUAUUUA